Messenger RNA from Penaeus vannamei (Pacific white shrimp), 1829 nucleotides. NCBI's taxonomy places the organism in Eukaryota, Metazoa, Arthropoda, Malacostraca, Decapoda, Penaeidae. The record is from RefSeq and is a predicted model, not a curated record.
UUCUCCCGUAUUCGAACAACUAGGAUUCGCUACUCGGCGGCCAAGAUGGCUGACAAACAAGAGUCGGGGAGCAGCGCCUCCGAAUCGGUGCCUCUGACGGAAGACAAGACGCACUUCUGGGUGGAAAGAGAGAGUCAAAAAUCGGGAAAAAAUGAAAAAUGGGGAGAUACGAAAGAGAUGAAAGGAGACGAAGAAGACGCCGAUAAAGAAGAGAGAGUGGAAUGCGAUUUGUCAGUGACUCACACAAGAGGAAGUCAGAUGACGGUGGAAAAAUUCAUGGGUUUAGAGAAAUUUGUGCAAAGCCAACAGUCUCUGGUUUCGAACGCGUCCACCAGUUCUGAUUCCCUAACAGUUAAUACUUCAAUGACGUCAUUUAAUGAACCAGUGAUAUCGGAUGUGUCAGCGACGUAUUCAUUGUCGUCGACUGAUGACUCCCUGGAGAAUUACGAGGCUCACAUGUCGGCAGAUUCGGCUGACGAGUACCAAAGCAUGGUGCGGACCCUUCAACACUACCGACCUCGUAUAUCUCGUCGUCGCCGUCGUCGCCGUCGUCAGCGUCUCAGUCGUACUCGUCUGUGUUCCUCUUCGCCCUCCUCCUCUUCCUCUUCAUCAUCUUCAUCUUCCUCCUCUUCCCCUGUCAGCAGCGACUCGGACUGCUCUUGUGUCUCCUGUUCUUCCCAGAUGACUGGAGCAAUCAAGAAGUAUUUCGGCGCGGAGGUCGGACCCCCUGGCGGCGAGGGAACGAAGCAGCGGCGAGCGGCCCUUUGGCUGGAGAGCAUCAAGUACCUGUGGGGUAUUUUAUUCUAUGGUCUGCUAGUGCUGUCAAUCCUGUUCCUUGCAACUUCGAUUUGGAUGACCCAGCGUGUGAAGGAGAGAGAAUAUGGAUACAAUAUGCUUUACUGGAGCAUCCCUUUCGUGGUGGUGAUGUCACUGGUGGUCCUGGCAUGGCAAGGGACAUGGCACACGCUGCUGGCACUCGGCUACGGUAAUGGAGAUCACAUUCAAGACAGGAGAAACUUUAUAGAAUUCGCUCAAAAGAAACAGCUCGUUUACACAGUCCGUGGCGCUAUAUAUGCCCCGACAUACCCGGACCCGACAGCCACCACUUCGAACUCCUGCUCCACCUCGAAGCAGAUACCCCCCUCGUACUCGGUGGUGGCCUACGAGAGCGAGUUCGACUCCGACCUCUACUUCGACUCCGACCUCGAGCCCGACGGCCAGUACCGACGCAGCAUCACGCCCCUGAAGGAGAUCGAGGACCCGGAGAAGAGGGAGAGGAGGAACAUCUACACGAGGAAGGCUUGGCGAGGACGUGCCCGUGAUCUGGUGGGAGGUUUGGAAUCAACCCCCCAGGGAUUUCUGAGGAGGGUGUUGGGGAGGUUGGAGGAGGAUGGUGGGGCAGGGAAAUGUAUUGUGUAGUUGGAGAAGAGGUUGUUGGAGUUGGAGAAGAGGUUGUUGGAGUUGGGAAAGGGGUGGGAGAAAGAGAGGCCAACACGGAAGGGGUUGGGAGUGUAGCAAUGUCUGCCGGGUCCUCCAACUUCGAAGACACUCUCUGCACAAACCGUGGACUGGGAGACCUGUGUGUGAGGGAAUGCUGUCACCAGGAGAGGCCAGACAACUCACACCCUUCGUAACUGGGGUCGUGUAUGUCCUCACAAUUAAAAAAAAAAAAAAACGCCAGACAUCAUUACAGUCAACUUAAUCUAUUGAGAGCAAAGUUUAAAUAUGCAUUUAGACAUUGCUGGAAACUAGGUUCCGACAUUGAGCUAGUAAGCACCUAUGAGUGCCUUUGUAAAGGUGCUGUCACACUAGCACUUUUUCCGUCAAUU